GGAGGUGGAGGUGGAGGUGGCGGAUGGAAUGACAUCGGAGCCCCUUGCAAUAACAUGUGUGGUAGCGGAAGGCCAAAAUCAAGAUACGUCAUGGGCUUUGGCGGUAACGAGGUAUGCAAAGGAAAAGGUGGCAGCGAGAUCAUCGGUGACGGCGCGAUGGGGCUUCCAGAGCUCAUCGGAGGAGGCAUGACGGGCAUAGCGGGAAGCGGAUGCACGAUGCCCGUCGAAGGGCCCGCCAUAGCCUGCGCUAUCGCCUCAGCAGCUUGUCGCUCUCUCUUGCGUCGUUUCUUCUUUGCAGUCUUGCUUUCGCCCGGAGGUGCGCCCGUCGACGCGAGAGUCGGCUGUGUAUGGGUAGGAAGGGGACGUAGGCGCUGGCUUGGGGAGACUGAGUUGUCACCGCGUUUGCGUUUCUGUCCUGUAAAGGUCGAGCGGUCGCUCCCAUAAUUCUGGUGUCCGUUAGGGGUCACGUCGACUAGAGCACUCUUCAGGGGUGGCUCGUCAUGGUAAUGCGUGUCGCGUAGGUAAAGAGGCGGGUCGAGCCAAGCGUCUGGCUUAUAGUCAUCAACGAACUCGAGCUCCAUGCCUUCCUGCGGUGAAG
Molecule: messenger RNA, 598 nt
Organism: Phanerochaete carnosa HHB-10118-sp
Lineage: Eukaryota; Fungi; Basidiomycota; Agaricomycetes; Polyporales; Phanerochaetaceae
Exons: 2
Coding region: 217-444 (75 amino acids)
Source: RefSeq, a predicted model, not a curated record